AUGGCUAUAGCCCACCAAUGUGUGGAUGGCUCAGUGAUCCUUUGGGACAUACGUGAUCUGACCGUGAAAGAGCACAAGACUUUGCGGGUAAACAUCGCGUUUGAUUACGCAUCACAUGUUGCUUGGAGUCCAGAUUCAAAAGCCUUCGUUGUGCACACAGUGAGGGACAAUAACAUCGUCGUUUAUAAGAUCGAGAAGAAAAAAGAUGGUACAAUAGGAUCGGCAACACCAGUUAUUACUUUCGAUAAGGCUCACGAAGACGACGUUAUUGGUUUCGGCAUGUCUAGUAAUGGUAAAUUUUUGAUGUCCUGCUCAUCUAAGACAGAUUUGAUCAUUUGGGAUCUUAAAGGACAACAAUUAGACAGGCUCGAUACGUAUCUAAUGAAUACACACACUGCUAAAAUAUCGCCGUGCGGUCGGUUUGUUGUCGCUACGGGUUUCUCGCCAGACGUCAAAGUGAUGGAGGUCUGUUUCACUAGGACCGGCGAGUACAAACAAGUAUCAAAAGCAUAUGAAUUGACGGGGCAUACAUCAGGCGUGUACGACGUCGCUUUCGCAGUAGACACAUCGCAUAUUGCAACUAUAUCGAAGGACGGCACGUGGAAGCUAUACCACACGAGAAUCGAUUAUGUUCGCGGGGAGUCGCCACACGUGCUAGAAACAGGUACUUACACACAGACUGCAAAUCCGCCGAAAAUCGCGUUGUCGCCAAACGCAGAAGUUUUAGCGGUGUCGUGUGACGCUAAUGUAGAGUUUUACGACACGUAUACUGGCAAGCUCUAUGAUACAGUUGAGAAUGUUUACACAGGUUUGAUAAACUACAUGUGUUUCGAUCCGGCGAGCAAGUAUUUGUACGUUUGCGGCGACCGAGCAGUCAGAGUCCUUCACAAUGUAUGCGGGUUGUAUACUACCAUCAACAGCUGUACGAGGCUACUCGGCUCAAAGCAGACUUCCGCGACCGUGGAACGACUCAAUAACACCAUUAAAGACUGCAAGGCGACUCUUGCAAAGUUUGGCAAG
This is a messenger RNA of Brenthis ino (lesser marbled fritillary), 1020 nucleotides long. Lineage: Eukaryota; Metazoa; Arthropoda; Insecta; Lepidoptera; Nymphalidae. The record is from the annotation of a GenBank genome assembly.